GCGCCAGGGCGGCCACGGAGAAACGUGACACACCAGCCCGCUCGGAGGAGUUUCGGACAGAAGAGAAGGAGCAGCGCCGCGUCGUCCGCCUCCCAGCGCGCCGCGGGCACUUCUCCCGGGCCUCGCCGAACUCUCCCGCGACCUCUGCGCACCCUCGGGCCGCCCUCCCCGCCGGGCUCCGGACAACUUCAGGGGUGGGGUGCAAAGAAAGUUUGCGGCUGCUGCCGCCGGCCUCCCGCCUCUCGGCCUAGGAGGCUCGCCGCCCGCACCCGCUCGCUCGGCCUUGCCAGGGACCGCGUCCUGCCCAGAGCCCGCCAACAUGAACAAGCUUUACAUCGGCAACCUCAACGAGAGCGUGACCCCCGCGGACUUGGAGAAAGUGUUUGCGGAGCAUAAGAUCUCCUACAGCGGCCAGUUCUUGGUCAAAUCCGGCUAUGCCUUCGUGGACUGCCCCGACGAGCACUGGGCGAUGAAGGCCAUCGAAACUUUCUCGGGGAAAGUGGAACUCCAAGGAAAACGCCUAGAGAUUGAACACUCGGUCCCCAAAAAACAAAGGAGUCGGAAAAUUCAGAUCCGAAAUAUUCCACCCCAGCUUCGAUGGGAAGUUCUGGACAGCCUCCUGGCUCAGUAUGGUACAGUAGAGAACUGCGAGCAAGUGAACACCGAGAGUGAGACGGCAGUGGUGAAUGUCACCUAUUCCAACCGGGAACAGACCAGGCAAGCCAUCAUGAAGCUGAACGGCCACCAGCUAGAGAACCACGCCUUGAAGGUCUCCUACAUUCCUGAUGAGCAGAUAGCACAGGGUCCUGAGAAUGGGCGCCGAGGAGGCUUUGGCUCUCGAGGUCAGCCCCGCCAGGGCUCGCCUGUGGCAGCAGGAGCCCCAGCCAAGCAGCAACAAGUGGACAUACCCUUGCGGCUCCUGGUGCCCACCCAGUAUGUGGGUGCCAUCAUUGGCAAGGAGGGCGCCACCAUCCGCAAUAUCACAAAACAGACCCAGUCCAAGAUAGACGUGCACAGGAAGGAGAAUGCAGGUGCUGCGGAGAAGGCCAUCAGCGUUCACUCGACCCCCGAGGGCUGCUCCUCCGCCUGUAAGAUGAUCUUGGAGAUUAUGCAUAAGGAGGCAAAGGACACCAAAACGGCUGACGAGGUUCCCCUGAAGAUCCUGGCCCAUAAUAACUUCGUGGGGCGGCUCAUUGGCAAGGAAGGGCGCAACCUGAAGAAGGUGGAGCAGGACACGGAGACGAAAAUCACCAUCUCCUCGCUGCAGGACCUCACCCUCUAUAACCCCGAGAGGACCAUCACUGUGAAGGGGGCCAUCGAGAACUGCUGCAGGGCCGAGCAGGAGAUCAUGAAGAAAGUUCGGGAGGCCUAUGAGAAUGACGUGGCUGCCAUGAGUCUGCAGUCUCAUCUCAUCCCCGGCCUGAACUUGGCUGCGGUAGGUCUCUUCCCAGCCUCAUCUAGUGCAGUCCCACCACCUCCCAGCAGCGUCACCGGAGCUGCUCCCUACAGCUCCUUCAUGCAGGCUCCGGAGCAGGAGAUGGUGCAAGUCUUUAUUCCUGCCCAGGCGGUGGGCGCCAUCAUUGGCAAGAAGGGGCAGCACAUCAAACAGCUCUCCCGUUUCGCCAGCGCCUCCAUCAAGAUUGCUCCUCCCGAAACUCCCGACUCCAAAGUUCGUAUGGUCAUCAUCACUGGACCCCCAGAAGCCCAAUUCAAGGCUCAGGGAAGAAUUUACGGAAAACUCAAGGAGGAGAACUUCUUUGGUCCCAAGGAGGAGGUAAAGCUGGAGACCCACAUCCGUGUGCCAGCAUCAGCAGCCGGCCGGGUCAUUGGCAAAGGUGGCAAAACGGUGAAUGAGUUGCAGAAUUUGACAGCAGCUGAGGUGGUGGUGCCAAGAGACCAGACCCCUGAUGAGAACGACCAGGUCAUCGUCAAGAUCAUUGGGCAUUUCUAUGCCAGCCAGAUGGCUCAGCGGAAAAUCCGAGACAUCCUGGCCCAAGUUAAACAGCUGCACCAAAAGGGACAAAGUAACCAGGCCCAGGCGCGGAGGAAGUGACCAGCCCCUUUCCAUCACGUCGACUCAAGGACCAUGGGCUGAAGUCGAGAGCGCGUUCUCCCCAGCAGGCCUGAGAAUGAGUGGGAAUCAGGGACCCUCGGGCUGGGAUGGAGAUCAGGUUUGCCCACUUGCUUGAGAAUGAUGUUCCAGUGAGGAACCCUGAUCUCUUGGCCCCAAACACCAAACCAAUUGGCCCAAGACUGCCCACCCCUCAGGGUGUCACCAUGGAAGUUCUAGCACAGGGUGCUUUUAAACGUGGAUUGUUUAAGUUCUCCAGGUCCCACCGAGAGGGUGGGUCAGACCCCAGUGGGAAGAGAAAUAAAAUUUCCUUCAGGUUUUUAAAACGUGCAGAGGGGUGUUUUAGUCAGCCUCAAAGGAUGGUUUGCUUCUUGACCCUAAAAUCCUUCCAGCCUUCUAUGACUUGGUUUAUUGAUUAAAAUACCUCUAUUCUUGUGUCCUGACAUAGCCUCUUCCUAUAUUCACACUAAUUAUUUUAUCUUUACUGCUACCAGAAAAGGUGGGAACCAAUGCAUUGCUUUGCUUACAUUAUUGACUCAAAGGGAGAAGACACAUCUGCAUCUGUAGUUUAAUUCCAUUUCCUCCCUAACCAAACAAUAGGAACAGCAAGGAGUGAAGAAUGGGAGAGAAUGGGGAGAAAGAUGAUUAAAUAUAUAGUAAUCCACGUUUAAAAGGAGUGCCCUUGUGGCUGAUCUAUUCCAGAUCACCAUGAUGAAAAAUUGGAACAAUUAAAAUUUCCCCCACCCUGCUGGGGCCUCCCCACCCCACUCAUGUCCCUCUAACUGUAUAGGUCCCAUAUCAUGUCCAGGUGCACGUGGGUGGUACUGAAUGCUCAGCGGGAUAGGGGCCAACCACUGUUCUGUCCCUGAUUCCCACCAUUCUCAGGCAGAUUUUAUAUUUUUUUAAAGUCUAUUUUAAUGAUUGGAUAUGAGCACUGGGAAGGGGACACUAACUCCCCUUGAUAAAGUCUCAGUUCCAUGGAGGACUUGAGUGGCCCCAAAGGCUGCCACUGUGCCCUCACCCCAGCCCAUGUGCUCUCAUAAGGGCUGGUUCCCAGAGGCAGGGGUUGCGGGGCACUCCCCCCCACGGCACUGUUCCCUUGGUGGUGGUGGGAUGUGGAACCCAACCCUGAGCUCCCGAUAAAGCUAAAGUCCAUCAUCUGGCAUAUAUUAUGAAUAGUCAGUAAAUUGGAGAGUAUUUGCUUCUGUUUUUAUCCUAGAGGCAUAUGUAACUGAUGGCUCCUGCCUCCGUGAAUCAUGGGCAUGAUGAAAGAUGUGCCUAAAAAACAAAAUUCAAAAUACCAGCAGCCUUAUGCACAAAGGGG
This is a messenger RNA of Ceratotherium simum simum (southern white rhinoceros), 3395 nucleotides long. It is a transcript of the gene IGF2BP1, whose product is annotated as insulin like growth factor 2 mRNA binding protein 1. Gene Ontology annotation, molecular function: RNA binding. Lineage: Eukaryota; Metazoa; Chordata; Mammalia; Perissodactyla; Rhinocerotidae. The record is from RefSeq and is a predicted model, not a curated record.